Messenger RNA from Aspergillus calidoustus, 1149 nucleotides. The record is from the annotation of a GenBank genome assembly. NCBI's taxonomy places the organism in Eukaryota, Fungi, Ascomycota, Eurotiomycetes, Eurotiales, Aspergillaceae.
AUGAAAAAAGACCUCGAGAUAUCAGGCUACACAGUCCUGCCCCUUCAACUCCCGACUACGCCCUCUUUCUCAACACCAGCAACGCACUAUCUCUACCUCCGACCCCAUGAGCCGCGCAUUCCAGACCUCGACACUCCCCGAUCGCUCUUCCUCGUCAAUCUCCCCAUAGACACAACAGAAACACACCUCCGCCACCUCUUCAGCACACAGCUCUCAUCCGGUCGCAUCGAACACAUCGAAUUUGAGUCCGCUCGGACAGGGAAGAAGAGCGGCGCGGCACAGAUUGCCCUUUUGCAAGGGACAAAUGUUGCCAAGGGCAACAACAAGAAGCGCAAGCGCGUGACCGCUGACGAACUCGAGAACCGACUGGACGACGUUUCUCUCCCCUCAACAUGGGACGGGCAGCUGCAGCGGAGCGGGUCGCACGCGGUUGUGGUCUUUGUCGACAAGGCGAGCAUGGAGGCGAGUCUAAAAGCCGCUCGCAAGGCCGCACGGAAGUCCAGUAGCAGCGCUAUUACCUGGGCGGAGGGGCUAGACAAGUCCAAAAUCCCUGCACUGGGUCUUCAGCGGUAUAUCACGCACCAGCGGGCCUGUUACCCGCCUCGUGCGGAUCUGCUGCGCAGGGUCAACGAGUAUAUGAAUGUGUUUACGGAGGUUGCGGAGGCUAGAAAGAGGGAAGCUGCGCGACGGGCGGCGGAGCCGGACGAGGAUGGAUUUGUUACUGUUACGAGUGGGCCGAAGCUUACUUCUGCGGCUGGUGAGGAGGAGGCCAAGCGGUUGAUCGAGAAGCAGAAGAAGAAGCAGGAAGGGUUCGGCGACUUUUACCGGUUCCAGUCUAGGGAAAAGAGGAAGGAGAGGCAGAUUGAGCUGCUGAAGAAGUUUGAUGAGGAUAAGAAGAAGCUAGAGGAGAUGAAGUUGCGCAAAGCCGGAGUGAUCAUUUGGUCUGGUCUGCUUCGUGUGGAUUUAGCAUGGCGUUUACAGGUUAUAAAAGUUUUGGCACACUUUCACCAUGUCAUGAUGCUUGUACGAUGGACGCAAGGCAAUACUCAUCAAAGGUUGCAUGGACACGUAUAUCAAAGGCGUUCAUUACAGAUUGUACCAUACAUAGAAUCAGAAAGUACUGGGCCUAAAAUCUAUCAAGACGUCUAA